Messenger RNA from Panicum virgatum (switchgrass), 1429 nucleotides. Its product is annotated as F-box protein At1g67340-like. The transcript has 3 exons. The record is from RefSeq and is a predicted model, not a curated record. Bases 153 to 1328 code for a protein of 391 amino acids. NCBI's taxonomy places the organism in Eukaryota, Viridiplantae, Streptophyta, Magnoliopsida, Poales, Poaceae. Gene Ontology annotation, molecular function: protein binding.
CGCCCUCACCAUUACGGACACGGACACGGACACGGACACGGACACCCUCCUUUCUCUCCCUCUCUCCCCCCUCACCCAAGAACUGCAACCGCGCACGGCUCGCCACGAGGAGCCUGCGUACGGGGGCGACGCCGCAUCCAGACACGCAGGCCAUGAGGACGAGGCGCGGCGCGUGCUACUCCUGCCACGCGGAGGCGGCCGACGGCCCAGACGCGCACCGCCGGAAGAGGCGCCGGACGGCAGCGGCCGAGGGGUCGCCGCCGCCGGCCGGCUGCCGCGGCGGCGGCGGCCUAGGAGGCAUGUUCGAGGAGCUGCCUGACGAUCUCGUCGUGUCGAUACUGCGCGACGUCGCGGCGUCCGCCGGCUCGCCGGCCGACCUCGCCGGCGCCAUGCUCACGUGCAAGAGGUUCAGGGAGCUCGGGCAGAGCAAGGUGGUGCUCGCGCGGGCAUCGCCGCGGUGCCUCGCCGUGCGCGCCGCGGACUGGUCGGACGACGCGCACCGCUUCCUGCAGCGCUGCGCGGACGCCGGCAACCUCGAAGCGUGCUACCUUCUCGGCAUGAUCCGGUUCUACUGCCUGGGCAGCCGCGGGUCCGGCGCGGCGCUGAUGGCGGCGGCGGCGGCGGUGGGCGGGCACCGCGAGGCGCUCUACUCGCUGGCCGUGAUCCAGUUCAACGGCAGUGGCGGCGGCAAGGACGACCGCGACCUGCGCGCGGGCGCCGCGCUGUGCGCGCGCGCGGCGUCGCUGGGCCACGUGGACGCGCUCCGCGAGCUCGGGCACUGCCUCCAGGACGGCUACGGCGUGCGCCGCUCCGUGCUGGACGGGCGCCGCCUCCUCAUCCAGGCCAACGCCCGCGAGCUGGCCGCCUCGUCGGCGGCGGCGGCGGCGGCGCCCGGCAGCAACGGAGGCGGGAAGGGGGCCCCGCGGCGGCACUCGUGCCUCCUGAGCGACUUCGGGUGCGGCGCCGCGGCCGCGGCCGCGGCGGGGGAGGCGCACGCGGCGAACCGGUUCCUGGUGGACUGGUUCGCGACGCGGCCGCUCGCCCAGGCGGCGGCCGGCGCAGGCGCCGGGACGGGCGCGGCCUCGCCGGAGGACGACGGCGCGCUGCGGCUGUGCUCGCAGGCGCUGUGCGGGCGGCCCGAGACGCGGCGGCACGAGUUCCGGCGGUGCUCGGUGUGCGGCGUGGUGAACUACUGCUCGCGCGCGUGCCAGGCGCUGCACUGGAAGAUGGCGCACAAGGCGGAGUGCACGCCCAUGGACCGGUGGCUCGACGCCGCCGGCGCCGCGGCGCACCCCGACGCCAACGCGGCGGCGGCCCCGGCGCUGUGACGCGCCGCCCUGUGGUGGCGUCGUCCGUCCGUUUCCGUUUCCGUUUCCGCUCACUCUUGUUUGCACUAGCAACGCCAGUUUUUACUGCUCCGUUCAUUUCU